Molecule: messenger RNA, 4542 nt
Organism: Physella acuta
Lineage: Eukaryota; Metazoa; Mollusca; Gastropoda; Physidae
Product: enhancer of mRNA-decapping protein 4
Biological process (GO): deadenylation-independent decapping of nuclear-transcribed mRNA
Cellular component (GO): P-body
Molecular function (GO): protein binding
Source: RefSeq, a predicted model, not a curated record
UUUCUUGCAGUAUCCUACCGUUUUGUUUAUUUUUUUAAUUUAUACGUAAAGUUCUAAGGAAGUCUAAUGGUUGGAAUCAAUACUGUGGUAACAGUAAUAAUAAAUACAUUAAACUAAGGUGACACAUUUGUGUUUUUCGGCGAAUUUGGGAUUAAAAUUAAAUUAUGGAGAGCGACGAUGGGUUAUCAACAAUUGGAACAGCAAGCACUGACACGAGCAUGUUUAUUCGUGAGCUUCAAGCAUUAAACACUGAAGGAAAUAAUACAGGCCUUAAUCAAGAAAGACAAAGUUUACUAUCUGACACAGUAACUGCCUCAGGAGAUGAUGGAGAAUCUCGGACCUUAACUCAAGCAAUGAAAACUUUAAUUGGAAACAGGCCACCACAAAUUAUUGAUCUUGCUGAAAAUAUUGAUGAAAGUGGAGCUAGUGUUUACAGUCCAGAUGUAGAUAUUUAUGUUGCACCCUCUACAGCUGCAUCUUCAGCUAGCAAUAAGGUUAAGGUGACACCAAUUGUAAACUUUAGCUGGGAAUCAAAGUAUUACCAUGGUAAUCUCGUUGCUGUUCACAGAGAUUUGGUUUUUGUAGCUUUUGUUAUAAAAGGAAAAGAAAGUGGUAAUGUUCGAGUAAUAUCCAGGAAGUCUGCUGACAGAGUCCUGUUAAAGUUUUUCAGUGGUACAGUUAUGGACAUCUCAUUUGCAUUGUCUGACGAUGUAUACCUGGCUGCUGCUGAUGAGGGUGGAAAUUUGUUUGUUUACUCCCUCACUGAGGAGGGGGACAAAAUUUCUCAUACUUUAAUACUCCAUGUUGAGAAAGAGAUUUAUGGUAUUGAAUCAAAGUAUCGCCUGUUGACGCGGGUCAUUUGGUGUCCAUAUAUGCCAGAAGAUGAAGCUGACACUGAUUCUAUUGACCCUGCUAAAAUGUUAGUCUUCUUACAUGGAACAGAGGCUGAAGUCUGGAAUGUGGAUCUUGUAGCUAGACAAUAUGGCCCUGGACCUUUGUCAUCCAAGAAAGUGGCAUCAGGUGUUAUGUGUGUGGAACCAUUUGAAAAGAUGAUGCCUGUAGUAAAUGCAGCAUUUGCACCAGAUGGGUCCGCUAUUGCAGUGGCAUACCUUUCUGGGAUAGUAAAGUUCUUCUUGGUUGAUUUAGAAGGGGAAAGCUCUGAGACAGAGUGCAUGUAUGACUGGAACCCACAUGAUGGACAGCCUGUCACAAGUCUCUAUUUUCUAGAUGACCACAAGCAUCCUGUUUCAGACUUACAGCUGUGGAAGUUUGCUCUUACUGGAGCCCGUCAUAACACAGAGAUUAAACUUUGGAGCUGUGAGACCUGGGCUUGUGUUCAGACAAUCACAUUCCAUUCCCCUCUUGGUGAUCCUGAUCAAGUUCUUCAUUUGAAGUCAGAAAUUGACUUAACUUCAAAAUACCUGGCUUUAUCAGACAUAAAUGCUCAGAAACUGUACAUCCUUCAGAUCUAUCAAAACUACAGCAAUAGCACUUCCCAUGUUAGCUCCAUAUCUCAGUUCACUUUAGCUCAGUCUUGUCUUAGCUUUGCCAUUUUUGAGGCCGGCAUGAAAAAGUUCAAACAUUCUGCAAAUGAUUCCCAUUUGGAUGAAAUCACAACAGGAGAGCUAGAUGAAAAUGAUGGGGAUGAAGAUGUCCAAGAAGGCAGAAAUGUAGCUGACAUGGAAGGGAAAGUCACCACAGGUGUACAGAUCAAGAUGUAUGGGAUACACACAAAGACCUUGCAGGAACUGUUGAUUCGCUACCGCCCAGAAACCAGUGUACAACAUCUCUACACUCAAAGUAUAAGCUCCAUUUCUCAGGAAGAGAUAGGCUUGCGAGACAUGCUUUCUGACCUGAGCAUUGACCAGAGUGAAGUUAGCAAUGAUGUAUCCAGUAACCAAAUCAAUUCUCAGCCUGUUCUCAUGACCCCUCAAGCAUUUGCUGUCUCAAGUCCUAGUGCUGUUAAAGGCAACCCUCAGAUGGAUGUGAGCCAGGUCAGCAUGUCCAGCACAAGUAGCUUUACCAACGUGACAGCCAUGAAUGAUGACAUUUUAGGCCUGCAUUCACCCCGCAGUUCUUUUGAUCCUUCAUCAAUCAUGACACCAAAUAGCAUCCUCAUACAGACCCCGACUAGCAAGCCAUCCCCUGGUCAUGUGAGUCUGUCAGAUGUUCCACUACCACCUGUGACAUCAGUGGAAGAAGAUGAGCUGGCCACCCCAAGAAAUCCCAGAAUCCCAGGCUCUGCCAAUCAGUCCCUUAAUGCCUCGACCCGCUCUAACCAGGACAUCCUGGAUGAGUUGUUCUCUGGCACACAAGCGCUUGCCAGUUCUAAAGAACCAGAAUUCAGCACUGGACAGUUUCCUGUCAGCUGUUUAAUGAGUAACCAUGGUAAGGAAGAAGAUGGCUAUGAUGAAAAUGAUAAAGAAGUGGCUGAAGCUCUUGGCUUGCAGGAAGAUGUUGAGGAGGAGAUAGAAACAAUAGGCCUAGAAGAACAUGAAGAGAAAAAAGAAGUUUUAUGGCCUGAACCUCCUGAUGUCUCCACAGAAGCUAAAAGGCUUGUCAGUGCUGCCAUUGAACAAAGCACUCAAGAGGAGGAUGAGAAAGAUUUUUUUGAUGAUGAAAAUGAUGAAGCGGAAGUAGAGGAAAUUAUCCAGAGACAUGUAGAUGAAGAAACAGAUGAAAACAACACAGCACUGGAGGUUGGCUACAACAAGAGAUCACACAGACGAAAUCAUUUUGAGACCCCAGUCAAUGUCUUAACAAGUAUAGAUUCCAGUAUAGCCAACUUAGCAUCCCAACUCCGCCAGCAGCAGAAGCUAAUGCAGGAUAUGCAGUCAGAGCUGAACAGGCAGAGAGAGAUUCAGCUACAGCUGCACCGCCACCAGAUGGAGCAGCAGCAGAUACAGCAGAUGGCAGCCCAGCAGCCAUCUUUAGAGAAAGAUAUCAGCAAGUUGGAAGACAUUCUUGUCACACGCAUGGAACAUUCUCUGGCCCAACAUAUGCAGAGAGAAACUCAGAGAUUGCAGGACUCCUUAAAACAAAGUGAUGUUGUACGUAAACAGAGAGAUGAUGCACUACAAACUGCUGUCAUUGAGCAAAUGUCUCGCAGUGUUAAGGACAACGUUGCUUCUGUUUUAAGAUCUGAAAUUAAACAAACUGUCAACCCAGCUUUACACAGGUUCAUUGAGCCAAUGAAAGAGAAGAUCCAUCAGGAAGUUGCCCACAGACUUACUGCAUGUGACUCCCUGCUCAAAGACAACAUAGCUAAAGCAGUCAAAUCAAAGUCCACCAUGGAUGUACUAGCCACCUCUGUGGGAGACGCCAUCUACCAACAGAUGCAACAGGCCUACACUGACACAUUCAAGGUCUCCAUGUUACCUGCAUUUAAAGCCACCAUGGAAAAAACAGUCAGGGAUGUACAUGGGAUAUUUCAGCAGGGCACCAAAGAAUACCAGCUGUACAUGCGUCAAAAUGUAGAUCAGAUGCUGAAGGAACGUGUGGCUGCACAAGAUAUUGUUAGCAGGAUGGAAGGGGCUGAACAAAGAUUUGUGCAGAGCAUUGACCAGAUGAAGAAUUUAGUUGUGACCAGUGUAAGGAAUGAACUGGGCGGCCAGGUCAAUGAUGCAUUAAGUGGCUUCAAGGAUGAUAUCCUGAAGGAAGUUAAAAAGAUAGUGAAAGAGGAAGUGGGUUCAUCACUGCGUGAACAUGGAGCUACAAUAAGCAAUCAACUUUCUUCCUAUCUGAGAUCUACAGCAGCGACACCUGUGCCGUUAACUGUUGAAGAAGAAAGUAGCAAGGAUAAGAUCAUGAGGGAGCUGCGUGCUGGUAGAGUCAAUGAAGCUUUUCAAUGUGCAUUGUCAGCCAGUAACCUUGAACUUGUGGUGUAUACAUGUGAGGUAGCCAAACCUCUGGAGAUAUUUUCACAGAAGAAAUGCCCUCUCACCCAGCCAGUACUCCUCUCACUCAUCAGCCAACUGUCUGCCAAUCUAGAAAAGAAUUUUGAUUUGAAAUUAAAGUAUUUAAAAGGAGCUGUUUUAAGCCUAGACGCAGAUCAGCCAACUACCUCGGAACACAUACCUCAUGUUCUGGCUGGGCUAGUCCAGCGCCUCCAGACAACAGAUGCCCAUGGGGGAGAUGCUAAAAAAAUCAAGGCUGUCAAAUUUCUUAUAAUGGCUGCCAAGUCUCUGACCACUUGAUAGAGCUGAUACUAAUUUAGUUUUUUAAACAAUUUGAAGAUUCAUUGAUCUGGUUUUAAAUUUAGUGUCUUGUACUGCUGCUGAAAGUUAUUCUUCUUGGUGUUGUAUUAUCUGCCCUUUAUACAUUAAAAAUUGUAUUUGAUAGAUUAAAAUUUUGUUUUAACAUCUAGCAUCAUGACAUAGCUAUUCUUGACACAUAACAGUCAUCAUUAAUUAAUAGUAAAAUGUUUAUGGCAAAGCUUUCUCUUCAGUUCAGUUAAACACAUUUGAUACAUGAGGUACCAAUAUAAAAAUUCAUUAUUUAAUUAUUUUUGUUGCAUUUCUUACAUUAAUCUUCAGUGUUGAA